AUGAGGUGCAUUCAUCGGAAUGCCGCGCUCGCGGUAGUCCUCAUGUCAGCAGGGGCUUUUUCAUCACAAAAUCCGCUCCUACGUGAUGAAACCACGCCGUUUAUAAAUAGCAUGGACAAUGAAGGCCAAGGUUUCAAUACAUUUACCGGCGCUGUCGGAAACACCGAUGCGGUGAGAGUCAUCAAACCUGCAGAUAACGCUAGAGUCAAGGCUCGCUCUACGGGUUCAACGGAUGAAAUUGAUACAACGGAUAUCAGCGAUGAACCGUACAAUGUAACUGAACUAGUUGCUAUGAUUCCUGAUGGCCUAGGUGCUCUCGGCAGUCAUCCUCAGCCUCUUCCAUCUGGCAACGGAAAAAGGUCUGAUCUUCCAGCGGGCAACUGGCCACGGGCCCCGAACGGUGUUCGACUAUAUUCCGCCGUCGAGGUUAAGAGCUUUGAGCAGCUGUUUAAAACCCUUGGCAUUAGUGGUUCGGUAGCUCUCUCUGGCUAUGGCCAGUCUGGAAAAGCGUCAGCCAGUUAUUUGGAUAAGAAAUCAUUUGAAGCAAGCUCCGUCACAUACCUAGUCAGGGUUAUCGUUAUGAAGCAGCCUGAGUCGAAUUAUAAGUAUGAACUUGUGCUAAAUGACGACAUUCCCGACAGCGCAAUUCCAUCUUGGUACGGGGAUCGCUUCAUUAUGAAAUACAUCCAAGGCGGGUCAUAUUACGCGCGAGUGUCUAUUACUAGCCGGGAAGAGGGAAGGACCCAAGAUGUUACAGCAGCUGCUGCGGCCGUGUUUAACGGUUUUGGCGUUCAGGCGAACGUUUCCGCUGAAUAUAGCGACAGCUUAAAGACUCUCACCCAGCACUCAACCAUUACGAUAGACAGAAUGACUAUCGGCCCCCUCGGUUUGGACUACAAAGCAACUGAACGCUCUGAUGGCAAGGCUUCCGAUAUACUUGAGGGCCUUAAAAAGGAAGCAGAAGAUGUCUAUAAUUACUCUCAUCAAAACUCUAACAAGAUUUAUGCCAUCCUGGGAAAGUACAAUCUCGUCAAAGGCUACUACAAAAACAAGACGGCAGUUUUCACGCCUCCAAACUACGAAUCCGUAGAUACUUCCCCAGUCUAUGAGGCAUAUCUUGAAUUCAAGAACCUCCAACGAAAGGUCGAGAAUACUAACUCCAAUGCCUUCAGGGGAGGCAAAGAGCAACAAAUGAAUCUACAGCAACUUGCACGUGAGCAUGACAUAGCGUUCAGGGCAUGGGUUACCAAUGUUGCCGCAAAUCCAACAGUGUCCUACACCAUCCCUGACGUCGCGGCAUUCCGUGAAACCGUAUCGGAAGCCAUGAACUCAACAGUCUACGCGGCUCUUUUCGAGCAUACAAACUACCAGGGAGAACAGUUUCAAAUCAAAACACUUGAGAAAUGCCUCACUCUUCCUCCGAACAUGUACGUGGAUGAACCUGGUCGCUUCCAUUUACGAUUCCAAGCAGAUUAUCUCUAA
Messenger RNA from Pochonia chlamydosporia 170, 1482 nucleotides. RefSeq lists its product as hypothetical. The transcript has 11 exons. Bases 1 to 1482 code for a protein of 493 amino acids. NCBI's taxonomy places the organism in Eukaryota, Fungi, Ascomycota, Sordariomycetes, Hypocreales, Clavicipitaceae. The record is from RefSeq and is a predicted model, not a curated record.